This is a messenger RNA of Melitaea cinxia (Glanville fritillary), 489 nucleotides long. RefSeq lists its product as uncharacterized. Lineage: Eukaryota; Metazoa; Arthropoda; Insecta; Lepidoptera; Nymphalidae. The record is from RefSeq and is a predicted model, not a curated record. The coding region runs from base 1 to 489 and encodes 162 amino acids. The transcript has 2 exons.
AUGAGCGCACCAAGUUUACUCCGCUUGAUAUAUUUCCUAACCUUGGUUAUCCUAUGUGUAAGUGCUUCUAAUAAUGACGUUAAAAAUUCCUCACAUGUGCACAAAAUUGAACUCUACGACGGUGUAUACGUGAAAAUACCCGAACAAAAUAAUGAUAAAAAAGAAUUAUUGUCAUUGGAAAUAGACACUAAAAACAAUGAUGUAGUUGAAGGUCGUGGCAAGCAAAAGAAGUUGAUGCAGAGGAUACUCCCUAUGUUCAUCUUGCCAUUCGUUCUUCAAUCUACAAUUGUACCUUUAUUCCUUGGAAUGCUUAAAUUUAUGCUGUUCAAAUCCUUGAUGGUUGGAAAAUUAGCAUUAGUUCUUAUUAUAAUAAAUGCCUUUAGAAACAGCAACUCUUUUAAAGGCAGACAGGACGAAGAAAUAGCAAAUGUCCAUUACGGUUACCACGCAAAUGGUAUGGGUGAAUUCGGAUCGUACUUUAAUACGUAA